Messenger RNA from Trichophyton rubrum CBS 118892, 213 nucleotides. RefSeq lists its product as uncharacterized. The record is from RefSeq and is a predicted model, not a curated record. NCBI's taxonomy places the organism in Eukaryota, Fungi, Ascomycota, Eurotiomycetes, Onygenales, Arthrodermataceae. The coding region runs from base 1 to 213 and encodes 70 amino acids. The transcript has a single exon.
AUGGCCCUCUCGACGGCGCAGCCUGGAUGGGAGGCCGAAGACACAGUCAUUUGCAUCAAUCUAGCGCCAAACGUGCCUCCGAAUAUGCAAUAUGUGCAAUUGCAGUAUGGCCAUUAUGGCACUUCCAGGAGCGAUGCCAUGCCAUUUGAGGCUCCUACGCACUUCGAAUAUGUCAUCCACCCUAGGAUGCGAAAGCCAACAACAGAGGUAUAA